Messenger RNA from Thamnophis sirtalis, 1976 nucleotides. NCBI's taxonomy places the organism in Eukaryota, Metazoa, Chordata, Lepidosauria, Squamata, Natricidae. The record is from RefSeq and is a predicted model, not a curated record.
CUCGUACGACCAUAAACUAUCAUGACAGUAAACAAUAGCGGAGUUGGAAGGGACCUUGGAGGUCAUCUAGUCCAGUAACCUGCUAACGCAGGAGACCUGUACUAGGGAUUCGAACGGACGAACUGCCGACCGGGAAAAGGAGAUCCCCUGCCGCUAGGGCGGGACAGCUCUCACAAUGAACGUCCAUGCGAAUUCGACGGAUGUUUGUUUAUUUGGCGGGCGGUAGGUGGGACUUCCGUUCCCUUUCACAGGAAGUCUCGAGGCAUCGCUGCAAAAGCUUUACCAGCUCCCGUCGCGAUGAUUGGACAAGUCGACCUUUUAGACCCCCCCCCCUCGAUGUGACGUCCUCCGGCGGGGCCUGUCGGGAGUCGUAGUUUCUCCGGCUGGAGCACGUGCCCCCAAGGAUAAGCAUGAACGGGAAGCCGAAGCGGCGGCCGGCCCUGCCGGGAUCGGCCGCGAAGAAGCGCGUAAAGCGGCAGAUUUGCGUGGAGUUCUCUGCCGCCCUGAAGGAGCCGGCCUUGAAGGAGAAAGUGGCCGCAGCUUGGGCCAGCCAGGAGCCGCUUCAGCAUGUCAGAUGACCUAAAGAAGAGAGGAGGGCCCCACGUAGCAGCAUUAAGAAAAAUUCUUUUUGAAGAAUUCCGGUCUUGGCUUUCUGACGUGAUCCAGGUAGAGCUGGAACCAACCAUUGAUCUGUCUUGUGCUAAAUAUGAAUAUACAGAUACCCUGCUGUGUCAUGAUGAUGAGCUGGAGGGGCGGCGAAUCGCAUUCAUCCUUUAUCUUGUACCCCCCUGGCAUAAGCACGAUGGGGGCACUUUGGAUCUCUUCUGUACAGAUGAUCAUUUCCAGCCUUUGCAGAUUGUCAAGUCUUUGGUCCCUUCCUGGAACUCGCUGGCUUUCUUUGAAGUAUCACCAGUCUCCUUCCACCAGGUGUCUGAAGUCAUUUCCAGAGAGAAAUGCCGCCUGUCGGUGAGCGGCUGGUUUCACGGCCCCUCGGUUGCGAGGCCGCCACGUCAUAUCGAGCCACGGAUUCCACGAAGCCCCCAUAUCCCCCGUGAUGUAAGCUGCUUGCUACCUGCAGCAUUGUGGCGUCGUUCUACAAGACUUUUGAUUCUUGCUCUGGCCUACCAAGGAGAAACUUUAACAUUUAAAAAGGCCAUUGUUUCUGCCUUUGCUUUCAUAGACAAGUAUGAGCUGGUUUGCAAAGCUCUGGAGAUGGAAGGACUCACCUGGAGCAGCAGAGGGCCUCCCAACAAAAGGCAUUACGAGAAAGCAGAGGAGAAAAGCUUGCCAGCCACUUUAAGAGAGUGCUUGGAGCUCUUGCGGUCCGAGGCCUUGUUCUUGCUCCUUUCCAAUUUCACGGGCCUGAAACUGCAUUUUCUAGCCCCAGAGGACGAAGAGGAAGGAGGGGGAGAGACUUCUGAAAGCUCACAAGGACCCAGCAGUCAAGAGGAAGCUGGCAAUGUCGACUGUACCGAGGCACCAGGGAGCAUCCCCGAAAAUGAGGAAAACCAAGAGAAUGGCGUCCCACUUUGCGCUGGAGAACUGAGACGCUGGAGGAAAGGGUGCUACACACUGAUCCACGAUGCCGAAAGGGCAGAGUUCGCCCUGGAUCUGCUGCUCUUCUGUGGGGGAGAAGAUUGGGACGUCGAAUCGGGAGGCUUCACUUCCUACAUUGCAAAAGGUGAAGAUGAAGAGCUGCUGACGGUGAAUCCAGAGGCCAAUUGCUUGGCUUUAAUUUACAGAGAUCGAGAGACACUGAAAUUCGUGAAGUACAUUAAUCAGCGUAGUUUGGAGCAGGCACCGGAUCCGAAAGAAUUCUGGGAUUUCUCCUUUGUUUACUAUGAAUGAGAGUUGGUGCCAGCCAGUGACGGCGAGUCAUUUCUCCGAGUUCAUUGCUCAAAAGGACAGGGUUGUUUUUUUUCCUUACCAAAAAAGAUCCUGUUGCACACACUGCUUUAUUCUGAUGCUCCUGCAAA